This is a messenger RNA of Epinephelus lanceolatus (giant grouper), 2701 nucleotides long. RefSeq names its product solute carrier family 6 member 3 (gene slc6a3). The record is from RefSeq and is a predicted model, not a curated record. Lineage: Eukaryota; Metazoa; Chordata; Actinopteri; Perciformes; Serranidae. Gene Ontology annotation, cellular component: plasma membrane. Gene Ontology annotation, biological process: amino acid transport; nitrogen compound transport; sodium ion transmembrane transport.
UCUGGGCUCUGUGUGUCUGUCACUGGAGCCAAGGAGGGUGGGAGGGUUUUCUUCUACUCCUCUUAGAUUACCAGUUCCUCUCAUCUUUUUCUGUUUUACUGUGACUCUAUCGCUUAAUAUCUUUUUUUGUUCUGUCAGCUUCCCUCAAUAUUUUUGCCUCAGUCUGGAUCCGAGUCCAACUUGUCAAGGACGGUCUGCGUAAAUAUGAUCAGCACCAGUUUGCAGCGCAGUGAAGACUGUCAGCGCGACUGGAAUUAAAUUGUCCAAACUGAAAACAAGAGGAGCUUUCACCUGUCAUAUUUCAAAGACUCUACAGCUGCACUUACUGUCAUCUCUCCUCCAUAACCGCUGGCAUUUCACUCCCGAAGGCUGUGCACCCCUCCAUGCUGACAGAGAGAGUCCCUGUCGGCCUCAUGUCCUCGGUUGUAGCCCCAGAGAAGCCCACCUCCAACACCAUGGGCCCCAAAGAGGUGGAGCUGAUCCUGGUGAAAGAGCAGAAUGGGGUCCAGUUCACCUCAACCACCAUAGUGGCUCCGACUCCUCCUCAGACCAACCAAGAGGAGGAGAGGGAGACCUGGGGGAAGAAAAUCGACUUCCUCCUGUCUGUGAUUGGGUUCGCAGUGGACCUCGCCAAUGUCUGGAGAUUCCCCUACCUCUGCUAUAAGAAUGGAGGAGGUGCGUUCCUAGUGCCAUACCUGUUCUUCAUGGUGAUAGCAGGCAUGCCUCUCUUCUACAUGGAACUGGCUGUGGGGCAGUAUAACAGAGAGGGGGCUGCAGGCGUGUGGAAGAUCUGUCCUAUAUUUAAAGGUGUAGGCUUCACAGUGAUCCUCAUCUCCCUCUAUGUUGGUUUCUACUAUAACGUCAUAAUCUCCUGGGCGCUGUUCUACCUCUUCUCCUCGUUCACCAGCGAGCUGCCGUGGGUCCACUGCAACAACACUUGGAACAGUCCUAACUGCUCCGACCGGGCUGACAACAGCUCAGUCAGUGACAUUUACAAGCCCACGCCUGCUCAUGAGUACUUCGAACGAGGGGUGCUCCACAUCCAGGACAGUAGAGGUAUUGGUGAUCUGGGCCGUCCACGCUGGCAGUUGACUUCCUGUCUUGCUGUAGUGAUUGUUCUGCUCUACUUCAGUCUCUGGAAGGGAGUCAAGACCUCUGGAAAGGUUGUGUGGAUCACAGCCACAAUGCCCUAUGUGGUCUUGACUGUGCUGCUGCUCCGCGGAGUCACCCUGCCUGGAGCCAUCGAUGGCAUUAAGGCUUACCUCUCUGUGGACUUCCUGAGACUCUGUGACGCCAAGGUCUGGAUCGAGGCAGCGACACAGAUCUGUUUCUCUCUGGGAGUGGGGUUUGGUGUGCUAAUUGCCUUUUCCAGCUACAACAAAUUCAGCAACAACUGUUACAGAGACGCCAUCAUCACCAGCUCCAUCAACUCUUUAACCAGUUUCUUCUCCGGCUUUGUGGUCUUCUCCUUCCUCGGGUACAUGUCCCAGAAACACAACAUAGCCCUGGACAAAGUUGCCACAGAUGGUGCUGGUUUGGUGUUUGUCAUUUACCCAGAAGCCAUUGCAACAUUACCUGGAUCGUCGGUGUGGGCGGUUAUCUUCUUCAUCAUGCUGUUAACACUGGGUAUUGAUAGUGCUAUGGGUGGGAUGGAAUCGGUGAUCACGGGGCUGAUUGAUGAGUUUAAAUUCCUCCACAAGCACAGAGAGCUGUUCACCCUCUUCAUUGUGGUUGCCACCUUCCUUAUAUCUCUCUUCUGUGUUACAAAUGGUGGGAUGUAUGUGUUCACUCUGCUGGACAAUUUUGCGGCAGGAACAUCGAUUCUCUUUGGAGUGCUUAUUGAAGCCAUUGGCAUCGCAUGGUUUUACGGAGUGGACCGAUUCAGUGAUGACAUCGAAGAGAUGAUUGGCCAGCGACCAGGCAGGUACUGGAGACUGUGCUGGAAGUUUGUCAGCCCCUGCUUCCUCCUGUUUAUGGUGGUGGUGAGCUUUGCCACAUUCCACCCUCCAACCUACGGCACCUACAUGUUUCCUCCAUGGGCUAACAUGGUGGGGUGGUGUCUGGCCAUUUCCUCAAUGUCCAUGGUGCCUCUCUACGCCAUCUACAAACUCUGCACACUGCCUGGAAAGUUCUGUGAUCGACUGGCUUAUGCCAUCACCCCAGAGACAGAACAUCACUUGGUAGACAAUGGGGAGGUUCGGCAGUUCACACUGCAUCACUGGUUGGUGGUCUGAAAAGCACAGAGAGAUAAAAAGAGUGAAAGAGUGUGUGUGUGUGUGUGUGUGUGUGUGUGUGUGUGUGUGUGAGAGAGAGAGAGAGAGAGAGAGAGAGAGAAAGAGAAAUAAAAUGGAGUAUGGGCAGUGGGUGGAUGAAUGAAUGCACAGCAAAGGUCUGAAGAACUACAAAGAAGAAAGCUAUGGCCAUUUAAAUCGAUCACGAUGGCGGCGGUGGUGGGAGCAGUAUAAAAGUGCCGACACAAAAAAAACAUAGACAUUGUAGUGUGCUUUAAUUUCAACAGUGGAUGUGUGAAGCUGUGCAUUGACCCUCUCCACUAUUGUGUUGACACUGGUGAACGGGAUUCAGUCAAACAUGUAACGUGGUGUUCAAACUGCUUCUUCCAUAAAUACAAAAUUCUUCCUUAAAGGAACAAUAAAAAGAUUCAAAAUUUUGUUUAUAUUUAAUGGGGUGAAGAUGUUGAGUA